AAUCAAAAAUUAUCAAAGCUUAUUUGAAGACAUGGCCUCCUAUUUUAUCCUCGCUGUUCUGAUUGCUGUGACUGCUGCUGCUAGUUACAACAAACCAAAUUUCGUGAAGGAUUUGCCAGAUAACAUGCAAAAGUCCUAUGCUACAAUUGUACGCAAUUCCCAGCUGACAAAACUUCAAAAGGAUGAGCAGCUUCAACAGUGGGCUCAGACCAAUAAUCUUUCGGAUCAGUACACUGCAUAUACCAAGAAACAACAGGAUAAUGAGAAUUUCAUGAGCAAAAACACAACACAAAUCAUCUCCCAACUAUCUUCAGUUCAAGCUCAACUUGAAGCGAUUUUGAGCAACAAAAAUCUCACUCGCGAUCAGGAGGAAGAAGCCAUCGACUCACUUGAGGAGCAAUACUGGCAAGAGGUUCCAGUUCUGCUUUUCAUCAGAAAAAUGUGGAAGAAAGCUAUGGGAAUGAAGGUUUAGAGGCUUAGAAGCUAAGCACCUAAAAUUUUAAUUUAUUUGCGAUUAAUAAAUUUUUAUACGACU
Molecule: messenger RNA, 535 nt
Organism: Caenorhabditis elegans
Lineage: Eukaryota; Metazoa; Nematoda; Chromadorea; Rhabditida; Rhabditidae
Gene: srlf-19
Product: SXP/RAL-2 family protein Ani s 5-like cation-binding domain-containing protein
Exons: 2
Coding region: 32-472 (146 amino acids)
Source: RefSeq, marked reviewed